This is a messenger RNA of Acanthoscelides obtectus, 785 nucleotides long. The record is from the annotation of a GenBank genome assembly. Lineage: Eukaryota; Metazoa; Arthropoda; Insecta; Coleoptera; Chrysomelidae.
GCAUGAUUCAAAUUUGACAUAAUGAUAAAUUUUAUAGUCCAUACCGAGAAAUGAUUUCGACGGUUAUUUUUUCCAUCAAAAAAUCAUGAGCGAUAGUAAUUGGCCUUCGAUCUCCUCCCAGGAAGGCCUAUGCGAAGAUAAGGGUGUCGGAUCCUUCAAGGGCUCAUUAUUAGAGGUGUUGGAUAAUAAAAAUAAGACCAUAGACGCCCUCAAAAAGCAACUUUACAACCAGAAGCUCCAGCUGAUGUACUAUUUCCAAAAAGGAUUGGGCACUUCCAAGUUACUGAAACUAUCAAAAUCAUGCAGCACCCACAAUUUCGAUCAGAGUAUGCCCCUAGUUUUAGCAUUGAAUAAGUUCAAAAAGGAGAAUGGUCUGAAGAGCAGUUUGUAUCAAGUUUAUGAACGGAUGGGAUUUCUUGAUAGAAGAAUCGAGGUACUGCUGAAUAUCCAAGAAUUAGCUUUAAAAGAACUGGAUGUCUACUGAACCUACAACAUGAUCUAUAAUAUGGGUAUCUUCUUUGAGGUUGGAGACAGACCACCAGUUAUAGUAUUCCCAUUAUGCUAAGUCAUUGGUUGGAAUGUCAACCGUCAUUUUGUUCUCCCCGCCAGCCGUCUCUGCCUCCUAGCCAAUCAAGCAAAGUUGGAAAAUAAAUGUAUAUUGAACGGCAGCGUAUAUCCUCUAUAUAUCGUUGGUGGUAUUACCGACUGCCUCAGAAGGAGGGUUAUGUUCUUUGCGCGUGAGUAUGUAUGUGGACAAAAAAAAAUAUUUCACGAACUACAAGCCA